This is a messenger RNA of Chlamydomonas reinhardtii, 1981 nucleotides long. RefSeq lists its product as uncharacterized. The transcript is spliced from 18 exons. The record is from RefSeq and is a predicted model, not a curated record. Lineage: Eukaryota; Viridiplantae; Chlorophyta; Chlorophyceae; Chlamydomonadales; Chlamydomonadaceae. Bases 64 to 1476 code for a protein of 470 amino acids.
GAAUGGUUGAAGCACCGCACAAACAAACAAUUUGGUCAUACGUGGUGUAAACCCUAGGACGAUAUGAAGCUUCUGUGGUUCCUGUCACUUCAACUCGCGUUGUGGGGCUGCACAUGCUAUGCAGCUUACGAGUUCGAUGUGCCACCCUAUGCGUUACGGCGCGCAAUACAGAACUGCUGCAAUUCACGCUUGCUCCGGGUGCUGAAGGACCUUGAAGAGGGGCAUUCGCUCACCAUAGCAGUAGUCGGUGGCAGCUUCUCGCUGCCAGAUAGGAUAGGCGCCGAUGACGUGUGGUUCAGCCAGCUGGUCCGCUACCUGCGUGCAACCUACCCGCGCGCCAACAUCACCGCCAUCAAUGCGGCGGUGGGCGCAUCAAGCGCAGGGUUUGGAUACCUGUGCCUUGACAAGAUGCUGCCUCCGGAGGUGGACCUAGUGUUUCUGGACUAUGGGCCAAACGUGGUCAACUGGAGCUGCGACAUCACGGGCCAGCACCAAUACUACGAGCAACUCAUUCGGCGGUUGCUGGCGUAUCCAGGCAACCCGGCGGUGGUGGCCAUCGAGCAACUGCUCCCCAACAAGAAGCCCAUGUACAUGUACUCGGAGGUCACGGCCAGCGCGCUGUACCGCUACUACGACAUGCCCUACAUCUCAGUGUCAACCGGCAUCUACCGGCUGCAGGCGCUGAACCUCAGCGGCUUUGCAGAACACGAAAUCCGCGUGCCCAACCGAGUCUGGGGCUUUUGGCACUAUAACGCGCGAGGCCACAAGCUUGUGCUUGACAUGGUGGUCUACAUGCUCCAGUCUGCCACCGCCAGCAACCUGGCCGGCAUAUGGCCGGAGCAAACAGACCCCUUCUGGGUGGACGAGGUCCCGGGCGGCCGCACGCACACCACACUGCUGCCGCAACAUCCCGUCAAACAGCCUCUGCUGUGUAUCAUGCCGGAUGAGCUACACACGUACGUUGACUCCCACGAAGGCUGGGAGUUUGGAGCCGAUGACCCAAACAAACGCAAGUACGGCUACAUUUCAUACCACAACGAGAGCAGUGGCGCCGACAACCGCCUGCUGAUAAAGUGGGAUCCGUCAGCCAUCGCGAAUGCCGAUGCCAAGUCGACCUCGUUUGUCCUUAUCCUGGUCUACCUGGCCUCAUAUUCCGGCAUGGGCAAAGCAACGCUGUCUUGCUCAGGCGGCUGCACCUGCGGGGUGCAGACCAUCAACGCAAACAUCACCAACUUCUCAAUUUCCCAGGUCCGGCCAGUAAGCGUAAAUCUGGUUGCUUCGUCGCAGUCGCCAGGCAGCAGUGCGGCCGCCGCCUGCCAGGUGGAGGUGGUGAACACCAGCAAGGGCGGCAAGUACUCGAAGUUCAAGGUCACGGGCUUCGUGCUGGCCGAGAUGUACCCCGGCAGGGAGAAGGAGAUCGGAAAGGUUGCGUUCAUGAACCACGAAGGAAGCGUCCGCAAGGCGACAGUUGGAUAGCAGGUGGCUUUCCCUGGCGCCCGUGGCUACAGGGUCCGAGCGAUACGCUUUUCCUUAGCCGUGUGGCCGUGCAGCACACGUGUGUAUGAUGCAUGCAAGCAUGAGCGGGAUGGCAGAGGGUCGAUAGGACAGCAUUACCAAGCAUCAACUGCAAUAAAUGUCCUUGAGCGUGCGUAGGAAACCGCAGGUGGGCAGAGAUUUACCGUAAAUACGAAUCCGCAAGCGUGCAAUGUAUAGAGAGCGCACGUGCUACGGCAAUGUACAGACCGGGUGUGUCACAGAUGUGUGUAGCAGUUGUACAUACAACCCAAGCCGCGUUAUCACACGUGCAGACUCUAAGCUUCUUUACCGUAGGUAGCGUGGCUGGGCGCUGGGUGCCUCGGCAGGUUUGAGUUCGAGGUGCGAGAAGAGGGGCAGCACGGCACCGAGCACGGGAUGAGGCUGUGGAUGCCCGCUCGGCCUCCCGCAGUAGUUCACAACUAUCGUGCUGUAACAGCACAUAUCU